GCCUCCUCCACUCUCCAGCCACUAGUCUGGCUUUGUUUACGAAUCGGUGCGGCCGUCUCCGUCCCUUGUAAAAACGCCCACGCGUUUCAGAUUUAUAAAUAAAACUGCAUCUGACGACAUCCUGUAGUGUUGUUUACAAAAGAAAGAACAUGCCCACAAUUGAAUUUUGGCUUAAAAUAAAAAAAAUAUACAUUAACAUUUUUGGAAGGCAAAGUUAGUGACAAAUUUCAAAAAAGUUAAUAAUGUUUCGGCUUUCGUUAACUUGAACGAAAAUAAACUAAACGAACGGUAAGCUAGUCGUGCGUUCGAAAAUAAACAAAUAAACCAGAGACCGCGCUUCGCGAGUGAAUUAUGGCGAUCUUCUGAAUUCCGCAUCCAAUAAUGGAUUGGCGCGAAAAACUUUUCGGUAAAGUGCUCGUGAAAUGCGAAUCAGUGUCACAGGGCGGCCAAUAUGACAACGUGCCGACAGUAGAAGCUUUGAAUGAUUGUGUGGAGGAUGGCGAAGGUGCUGUGUGCGGUAUUUACUUUUCUUUCGCGAACAUUAGCGAUAAUAGUGACGAUUUUGGUCUGCGUUUAGAGGAGAUUCAUAGACGAGUACACCCGCGGCUGCAAGUUGUUCAAGUUGUGUUGUGGGCUCAUGUCGGUACACCUGAAGGUCCGGUGGAGAGAGAGGCUGGUUUCUACAAGAGUCUGAUGGGAAAGCCGUGGUUUGCUGUGCCCUAUCAUGAUGUGGACAUAAAGCGCCGUCUGACCCAAAAAUACAGCAUAGCAGUAGGAGUACCCACUCUAGUCAUACGCGGGAGACCAGUAAGAGACGCUCUGUUGGAAGAUCCGCUGGGCGAAAGGUUUCCAUGGCCUGCUCCACCUUUAACGGAAGUCCUCAGAGGAAUUCAGCUUCAAGGUGAAGGGGAGACGAAGCUGUACGAGGAUCUGCCUGGAGAUGCCUUGAGAGUAUUCUAUUUUGCUGCUCAUUGGUGUCCCCCAUGUCGGACGUUCGCUCCGAGCCUCUGCGCGGCGCUGUCAGCAGUACGCAAGCGGCGUGCGAAAUACGCCAACACGCAGCUCAUAAUCGUAUCUAGUGACAGGUAA
Messenger RNA from Bombyx mandarina (wild silkworm), 1089 nucleotides. RefSeq names its product nucleoredoxin. The record is from RefSeq and is a predicted model, not a curated record. Gene Ontology annotation, molecular function: thioredoxin-disulfide reductase (NADPH) activity. NCBI's taxonomy places the organism in Eukaryota, Metazoa, Arthropoda, Insecta, Lepidoptera, Bombycidae. Gene Ontology annotation, cellular component: nucleus. Gene Ontology annotation, biological process: negative regulation of protein ubiquitination; negative regulation of Wnt signaling pathway.